AACAUGAACAUGACUAUGCAGGAGAUGAGUUUUCACUGGAGCAAAACGGCCACUGUCUUGUUCUCAGGCUGGCCUGGAGAAAGCCUCCCCAGGUACAUCUGGUCUCUGCUGUUUGUCUUUAUGAUGGCCGCCGUCGUCGAGUUACUGUCCAUCCCUGCAGCCGUCGACAAAGGCACUGGCACAGUUCCUACUCUGGCUGCAUACAGCCGGGCCUUUGUCUAUGCUAUUCGCAUUGGCUUGUCUUACUUAGUCAUGCUCUCUCUCAUGUCCUUCAACGGCGGAAUCUUCGCCGCCGCCGUCGCCGGUCAUGUCGUCGGGUUCUUCAUAGUCAAGGCACGCGCUCUUAGGCGGUCUAACCAUAACCAAGAAGAGGACCUUGAAUCCCAUGUUUGAUUUUACCUUUCUUGACAAUAUAUGGCUUGUGCUUUCUGUCUUUUUUUUUUCUUUGUUUAUAAAUGUGAAGAAAAUGAAACCUACAAUUUGUUUACAAGCAUUGAAAAAAUGUUGCCUUCAUGUGUGAAUUGUGAUGGUUUCAGCUGAUAUG
Molecule: messenger RNA, 544 nt
Organism: Morus notabilis
Lineage: Eukaryota; Viridiplantae; Streptophyta; Magnoliopsida; Rosales; Moraceae
Product: copper transporter 6
Exons: 1
Coding region: 4-393 (129 amino acids)
Biological process (GO): intracellular copper ion homeostasis; copper ion transmembrane transport
Cellular component (GO): plasma membrane
Molecular function (GO): copper ion transmembrane transporter activity
Source: RefSeq, a predicted model, not a curated record